AUGUCUUUGGAAUACACUCAUUAUCAGCCGACGACACCUCCGGGUGUUCCUCUCCAGUUGCAAAUUGGCUCCGCGCACAGUCGCAACGCAUCCAAUUCAUCCAUCUACUCUAAUGAUUCAUCUCCAUGGUCGACGAUGACAGGCAGCACCAGCCCAACCACGUCACCUACUCGACAUCACCAUGGUCCGGCUCUACUCCCCAAGAUCCGCCCUCAAGAUAUUGUCGUCGAACCCGUAUCUGCUGGAGGGCCAUUGCGGCAUCGACGUGUCUUGUCAAACACUCGCAACCCACCGGGCUUCGUGCCUUACCCCAGCCGGCCACCUCUUCAGCGCAAUAGAGAAGAUGCAUCAGAACGGCUCGCCUUAGCAUCUCCAAUCUCUCCUAUAGUCACCACGGGUCAUGGCAGCUACUCGGCCUUGUCGUCUCCGGUAUCCGUGAAUCCCUCUCAAAGGCGCAAAUCUGGAGGAGGCCACUCCCGGUCAGUGUCGACCUCUGGCAUUGAUGAGGCCACUCUCAACCGGUAUGGAUAUCCUACCUACCGACACCUUCCAAAGUACGUGCCCGCAAUUCAGGCACAGACAAUGCCAAAUACUCCGGCUACACCAGUGACGCCAAUAACACCAAGUAUUGUCGUUCAUUCAUCCUAUUCCCAACGACAGACAGCAAAAGUGCCACAACUAUCCCUUGUACGACCUCCACACUCGUUGACAGUACGAUCGCCCCAGUACGACUACAAUCAGACAUCUGAGGCCCAGCAAUCACCGAUUGCUCUACUGAGUCCUCAAGAAGACUUGACUCCCCCAUCUACCAAUUUACUGUCCUACUUGACCUCCCCCACACAAGCUAUCAACCUCGUCCGCAAUGUCAGCGUAGUACCUACCCGGGGCAUGCACGACUAUUUCUGGUGGGAUAUCCGCAACCUGCGCAGUUGGACCUCCUACUCAAUUUCAACCUUUGACUCGAUCCAUGGUCUCACAAAGCUGCUCAAAACAGAGAUCUCAAGCUCUCUUGUUCCUCCGGUCAGCGUCAUCCCUGGACGCCUCGCCCCCGAAUCUGAGCCUGCCCUAGUCAACCUUAUCAGAGAUCUCUAUGCUCCACGCGUCAACGCCGCACUAGCCGUCUCUCAAGGCUCAGAGCACCUCCAGCUCUACGCCGCACCAGACAUACGGCACACCGGCCACAAAAACCACGGCCACCCACACUUCCUCGCCAACUAUGCCACAGACACGGAGCGUACAAGUGCCGGCCUCCCACGCGGCCGCCUCGUCGGCAUCGUCAAGAGCUUCGACCGAUGGAACUCGGGCAUGCGCAACGAAGCUCCACACCGGCGCGUCGAAUACCUCAACGGACUAGCCCACCUGCAGCGCUGCAUGCGCGAACACUCCUGCCGCUACGGCUUCAUCAUCACCGAGAUCGAGCUAGUCUGCGUCCGAGCAGGCUGCGACGCCGGCGACGACGUCCCCUACUUCGGCUUCCUAGAAGUCGCAACACCUAUCCCUCUCAAAACAGCCGCGACCCACCCGCAUACAGGGCACCACGACGCCCCUCCGCUAGCAACCCCCAUCAGCGCGCGGUCCUUUUCAUCCUCCUCGCACGCAUCCUCAUCACACUCCCACCAGGACUCCCCGACACCAGAUGAAACCGAGGAAGGCUUCACAGCGCCCAUGACGGCAAGCAUGGCUCUAUACUUCCUCCUCAUGCUAUCAAAAUCCGUCCCCCUGCCUUACCAACCAUCCGCCCACCUCAACGUCGGCGGACCAGGCGCGCUCACGCGGCAACGGAUCCUACCCGAGCCGAAGGAUAAGUGGAUUCCUGAACCGCAGAUUGGAGAGCGGCGGGAUGCGAAGCGUGUUCGCGGUUGGGUUUGGCCUGGGGAUGCGUGGCAUCGGAGGGAAGGAGGUGGUGUGACGAGGAUGAGGGCUGGGGAUGGAAAGGUGAAGAAGUGGCAUAAAUGA
This is a messenger RNA of Penicillium daleae, 1956 nucleotides long. RefSeq lists its product as uncharacterized. The transcript has a single exon. The record is from RefSeq and is a predicted model, not a curated record. Bases 1 to 1956 code for a protein of 651 amino acids. NCBI's taxonomy places the organism in Eukaryota, Fungi, Ascomycota, Eurotiomycetes, Eurotiales, Aspergillaceae.